This is a messenger RNA of Aspergillus heteromorphus CBS 117.55, 796 nucleotides long. RefSeq lists its product as uncharacterized. The record is from RefSeq and is a predicted model, not a curated record. Bases 115 to 447 code for a protein of 110 amino acids. The transcript is spliced from 3 exons. NCBI's taxonomy places the organism in Eukaryota, Fungi, Ascomycota, Eurotiomycetes, Eurotiales, Aspergillaceae.
UUCUCCCGGACGGAGACACUCGUUUUCUCCAUCGCAAAGUCAAAUCAUCACCAAUAUCAAACUUACCAUCACCACUAUCACAACAUCCUACCUCCGCACCACUCUUUCACCACCAUGCCUUACAGAACCAACUACGAACCUUACACCAGCCAAAGCUUCGACAUGAAGCGGGAGCUUUCCACCGAGGAGAUCCUCUAUCCCCUCGGAUCCCUCUACCCCCACGUCGUCGCCCUCCAGCUCCAAGCCAACGAGUACCCAUGGUGCAAGGCCAGCCAGUCCUCGGGCUACCACGACAGCAGCUACUGGGCGGAGGUCGAAACGCCGGAGCAUUUGUCCACCAAAUCCACCGCACGCAGGUACAGUGACUCCACAACGUCCCGCUUCGUGUCACGAAUCCGACGCUUCCUCAGCCGAGACGAGCUGAGACGCCGUGCCCGACAUGCCUGAGAGCAUUCCUUUCCUUAUCGAUUUCUAUUACAUUCUUCGUCGACAUUUCGCAUUUCGCAUUUCGCCUUUCGCCGUCUUUUGCAUAGCCGCUGAGCGACCCGUCUGGCACGACGGUUUCUUUUGUCAUCAUCAUCAUCAUCAUCAUCAUAUCAUACAUCCUUCCAGCAUACAGGAUCGCUCCUUGAAUUUCCUUUUGUCUCUUGUCAUCAGGUUGCACCGGUAUCAUUUCGGUUGGGUUUAGCGAGGAGUUCGGGCAUGGAAGCAAGGGAGACGGGCACGCCGGUUUCGGUUCGAUUAGUCCUGACUGACUGAGUCAGAUGAGUAAAUAAUCAUAAUGAAUCAUGUGAAC